Molecule: messenger RNA, 1305 nt
Organism: Procambarus clarkii (red swamp crayfish)
Lineage: Eukaryota; Metazoa; Arthropoda; Malacostraca; Decapoda; Cambaridae
Source: RefSeq, a predicted model, not a curated record
AUGUGGAAAUCUGACCUGUGCUUGUUGAGUCCCUACCCCGCCGCCCACCCUGCCGCCCACCCUGCCGUCCACUCUGCCGACCACCCUGCCGCCCACCCCGCCGCCCACCCCGCCGCCCACCCUGCCGUCCACUCUGCCGCCCACCCUUCCGUCCACUCUGCCGCCCACCCUGCCGUCCACUCUGCCGCCCACCCCGCCGCCCACCCUGCCGCCCACCCUUCCGUCCACUCUGCCGCCCACCCUGCCGUCCACCAAGUCGCCCACCCUGCCGUCCACCGUGGCGCUCACCCUGCCGCCCACCCCGCCGCCCACCCUGCCGCCCAACCUGCCGCCCAGCCUGGCGUCCACUCUGCCGCCCACCCUACCGUCCACCCUGCCGCCCACCCUGCCGUCCACCCUGCCGCCCACCCUGCCGUAAACUCUGCCGCCCACCCCGCCACCCACCCUGCCGCCCACCCUGCCGUCCACCCUGCCGUCCACUCUGCCGCCCACCCUGCCGCCCACACUGCCGCCCACCCUGCCGCCCACCUUGCCGUCCACUCUGCCGCCCACCCUGCCGUCCACUCUGCCAUCCACUCUGCCGCCCAUCCCGCCGCCCACCCUGCCGCCCACCCUGCCGCCCACCCUGCCGUCCAUUCCGCCGCCCACCCCGUCGCCCACCCUGCCGCCCACCCUGCCGCCCACCCUGCCGUCCACCCUGCCGCCCACCCUGCCGUCCACCCUGCCGCCCACCCUGCCGUCCACCCUGCCGCCCACCCUACCGCCCACCCUGCCGUCCACUCUGCCGCCCAUCCUGCCGCCCACCCUGCCGUCCACCCUGCCGUCCACCCUGCCGCCCACCCUGCCGUCCACUCUGCCGCCCACCCUGCCGCCCACCCUGCCGCCCACCCUGCCGCCCACCCUGCCGCCCACCCUGCCGUCUACUCUGCCGCCCACCCUGCCGCCCACCCUGCCUCCCACCCUUCCGUCCACUCUGCCGCCCACCCUACCGCCCACCCUGCCGUCCACUCUUCCGCCCACCCUGCCGUCCACUCUGCCGCCCACACUGCCGCCCACCCCGCCGCCCAACCUGCCGCCCACCCUGCCGCCCAGCUUGCCGUCCACUCUGCCGCCCACCCUGCCGCCCACCCUGCCGUCCACCCUGCCAUCCACCCUGCCGCCCACCCUGCCGUCCACCCUGCCGUCCACCCUGCCGCCCAACCUGCCGCCCACCCUGCCGUCUACUCUGCCGCCCACCCUGCCAAGCAUAGUUUACUUUCUAGUGAUAUGACAAAAUAUGCAUUUCACGUUAGAGCGAUAAACUAG